This is a messenger RNA of Nannospalax galili (Upper Galilee mountains blind mole rat), 436 nucleotides long. Its product is annotated as interferon alpha-inducible protein 27-like protein 2. The transcript is spliced from 4 exons. The record is from RefSeq and is a predicted model, not a curated record. Bases 20 to 415 code for a protein of 131 amino acids. Lineage: Eukaryota; Metazoa; Chordata; Mammalia; Rodentia; Spalacidae. Gene Ontology annotation, biological process: apoptotic signaling pathway. Gene Ontology annotation, cellular component: membrane; mitochondrion.
AUAAUCAGAUCACCUCACCAUGUUGAUACUAGCGACCUGUGCUGUGAUUGGAGGAGUUGUGACUGUGGCUGCUGUGCCCACCGUGCUGGGUGCCAUGGGCUUCACUGGGGCCGGAAUCGCAGCCUCCUCUCUAGCAGCCAACAUGAUGUCAGCUUCCCCUGUGGCCAACGGGGGAGGAGUCGCAGCAGGCAGCCUGGUGGCCACCCUGCAGUCUGCGGGCAGCUGGACUCUCUAUACCAUCCAACAUCCUUCUGGCCUCUACUGGAGCAGGCAUUGGGGCUUGGUUAGGGAGAUCAAGAAAUACUCAGGAUACCCCCAGUUGAACUCAAAGCUGAAGAGGACAAUCCAGGAGACAGUGCACCCUCAAGAUGAACCUCAAAAAGUCCAACUCAAGUCAGAGGAAGAGAAGGAAUAAAAGUUAUUGUUGGCGUGCUUA